Molecule: messenger RNA, 1473 nt
Organism: Dissoconium aciculare CBS 342.82
Lineage: Eukaryota; Fungi; Ascomycota; Dothideomycetes; Mycosphaerellales; Dissoconiaceae
Product: MFS general substrate transporter
Exons: 1
Coding region: 1-1473 (490 amino acids)
Biological process (GO): transmembrane transport
Cellular component (GO): membrane
Molecular function (GO): transmembrane transporter activity
Source: RefSeq, a predicted model, not a curated record
AUGGGCCAAUCCAAGAUCGGUAGCAUGCGUCGAAAUGCAUCCAUGAAAUCAGCCAAAGCGGAGAGCGAUUCCAACCUUGUAACAUGGGAAACCCGUACAGAUCCGGAGAACCCCAAGAAUUGGACGAAUAACCGCAAAUGGCUUGCCACGUUGACCGUGUCGCUCUUCACAUUCAUUUCACCCGUUUCAAGUUCCAUGAUCGCACCGGCCUUGCUCGACGUGCAGACAUCAUUAGGGGUCGAUGAUGCCGCCCUCGCUGGCCUGGCCAUGUCGGUUUUCAUCCUGGGUUUCGCCGUCGGUCCUUUAUUACUAGGCCCUCUCUCGGAAAUAUACGGACGGAGAGUGGUACUUCAAGCUAGCGGAAUGUUCUAUUUCAUUUUCAACCUCGCUGCCGGCUUUUCAACAAACAUCGGAAUGCUCAUCGCCUUUCGCUUCCUAUCCGGUCUCGGUGGAAGUGCACCCAUGGGAAUCGGCGGUGGUGUCUUGGCUGACAUCUGGCUUCCACAAGAACGUGGCCGAGCCAUGGCGCUUUACUCGCUCAUGCCCUUGCUCGGUCCGGCCGUAGGACCCAUCGCCGGUGGUUUCAUCGCACAAUACAGCAGCUGGAGGUGGGUCUUCUGGUCGACGUCGAUCGUCGCCAUCAUCGUGCAGGUCAUGGGCUACUUCCUCCUCCACGAGACCUACGCGGCGACGAUCCUCCAGAAGAAGAAGAACUAUCUGGUCAAGAAGACCGGCAACAAAGACCUCUACACCGAAUUCGAGAACCCCAAGAGGAGCAUGGCCAGCCACCUCGGCACCGCCUUCAAACGCCCCAUCAUCCUCCUCACCACCCAACCCAUCGUCCAGCUCAUGGCGCUCUACAUCGGCUACGUCUACGGCGUCCUCUACCUCGUCCUGGCCAGCUUCCCGGAGGUGUGGCGGGAGCAAUACAACGAGACCAACACGGGCAUCGCGGGCCUCAACUACAUCUCGCUGGGCAUCGGCUUCUACGCGGGCACGCAGAUCGCGGCCAACUUCGCCGACAAGAUCUACAAGAACCUGAGGGCGCAGAACUCGGACGUCGGCCGCAGCGAGUUCCGCGUGCCGCUGAUGCUGCCCGGCGCCGUCAUGGUCCCCGUCGGCCUGCUGCUCUACGGCUGGUCGGCCCAGAACAAACUGCACUGGAUCGUGCCCAACAUCGGCACCGCCAUCUUCGCCGCCGGCAACCAGCUCGUCUUCCAGAACUGCCAGACCUACAUCGUCGACUCGUACACGCGCUACGCCGCCUCGGCCAUCGCCGCGACCGCCGUCUUCCGCUCGCUGGGCGGCUUCGCCUUCCCGCUCUUCGCCCACCAGAUGUACUCCGUCCUGGGCUACGGCUGGGGCAAUUCGGUGCUGGCCUUCCUGGGCAUCGUCGUGGGCUUGCCGGUGCCCUUCAUCCUCUGGUGGUACGGCGAGGGUUUGAGGAAGAGGAGCACCUUCGCGGUGGGAUGA